UUUAGGCAGAACGAAAGUGCGAUGCAUUUCCAUUGCAGUUGCAACUUUCACUACGUUCGGACGCCGUUCUGGGUUGUGCAAUAUGGAUUACUUGAAGCUGUUUGUAUGGAUCCUCGGAUUCGCCAGUUCAGCGUACGGGAUGCAGUUCAACUGCAGUACGAUGCGGAUGAAGUUCUGCGAGAUCAACAACGUCAUGAUCACCGAGUAUACGGACGUCUCUGAGUGGGAAUUCCCGGAUCACCAUGAUCUUGCCUUCGGUAGCUACCCACUUCCAGACGAGUCCACUAUCGUUACCACCGUCACCAAAGAACUCGCCGAGAAGCUGACCAACGUGCAGUCCCUCGAAAUCCAGAACGUUUCCCUGGUAUCUUUCAUCCUGUGGGAACACCUCAUCAACCUGGACGCUUCCCACAACUACCUCUCCGAGCUCAUCGUAGACCCAACCUCCAUGUACAACCUCAAAUCCCUCGUCCUGAAGCACAACCGUCUCCAGCAGAUCGACUUCCUGAAAGGUCUCUUCAAACUGCGCGAUCUAGACCUCAGCAACAACUACCUGGACAAGAUCGACCUGUCCAUCCUGGAUCCCGCCAAGGAACUCGCCACCCUAAAACUCUCUCACAACCGAAUCCGCAUCAUCACAACCGCCGCCGGUGACAUGCUCCACCUGCCCCGCCUCACCUCCCUAGCCCUGGACCACAACCAGCUCACCAUCCUGGACGCCAGCCAGUGGCAGUUCAACGUCCUGCAGGACCUGAACCUCUCCACCAACCGGCUGGUCUACAUCAGCAUGUGCGAGGUGCAGAAUUCCUUCCCCCGACUGCAGACCGUCUACCUGGACGGGAACAACUGGGAAUGCUCGUACCUGAACAGCACCCUCGCCCAGCUGCACCAGACCAACGUGAAGCCGAUGAGCUUCGGCGCCCACAACUGUACGGAAGCCGUUGAGUCGAUUUGCUGCUCGUAGGAAGUCCUCGUCAAUCAUCACGUUAAGCGCCAGAUUUCCUUGGACAGGUAGCUAAUAUUUAUUUGUCAACGCAAAAUCCGCAAUAAAAACAGACACACGAGGUAUUCGAAGUUA
Culex quinquefasciatus (southern house mosquito) is the source of this 1078-nucleotide messenger RNA. Its product is annotated as nephrocan. Lineage: Eukaryota; Metazoa; Arthropoda; Insecta; Diptera; Culicidae. Gene Ontology annotation, molecular function: protein binding. Bases 83 to 964 code for a protein of 293 amino acids. The record is from RefSeq and is a predicted model, not a curated record. The transcript is spliced from 2 exons.